Euleptes europaea (tarantolino) is the source of this 2097-nucleotide messenger RNA. RefSeq names its product protocadherin gamma-A8-like. Gene Ontology annotation, biological process: homophilic cell-cell adhesion. The coding region runs from base 1 to 2097 and encodes 698 amino acids. Gene Ontology annotation, molecular function: calcium ion binding. Gene Ontology annotation, cellular component: plasma membrane. The record is from RefSeq and is a predicted model, not a curated record. NCBI's taxonomy places the organism in Eukaryota, Metazoa, Chordata, Lepidosauria, Squamata, Sphaerodactylidae. The transcript has 3 exons.
AUGGAAGAAACACAGAAGCUGUGGAACUGCAAAGAUAAGGGAAUCUUACAAUAUCUAAUCCUGCUGUUUGUCUGGAAAGCAGUUGCUGGGCAGAUUCACUAUUCCAUUCCUGAAGAGAUGCAGAAAGGCUCUUUCGUGGGGAAUAUUGCAGAGGAUCUAGGGAUGGAUGGAAAGCAUCUUCCAGACCAUGACCUGCGUAUAGUUACCAGAACAGGUAUGGUUCAGUAUUUUUCUUUAAACAUCCACAAUGGUCAUUUACAAACCUCUGAGAGAAUAGACAGAGAGGCAGUCUGUGGACAGGCAGAGAAAUGCAUCUUAAACUUUCAGGUUAUUGUUGAGAGUAAAAGAAAACUGUAUGGAGUUGAAGUGGAGAUUACAGAUAUAAAUGACAAUGCCCCUAACUUCCCUCCUGGGGAACAAGAAGUGAAAGUCAAUGAGAUAGCUAUCCAAGGCUCUCGGUUUCCUCUACCUGAAGCUCAGGAUCAAGAUCUUGGAAUUAAUUCUGUGCAAAGGUACCAACUUACAGGCAGCAGCCAUUUUUCUCUGGAUGUGAAAAUGGGAGAGAACGGUGCCAGGCACGUGGAGCUGGUGCUGGAAAAAAUGCUCGACAGGGAAGAGCAAUCAGUGUAUGAACUAAUCCUCACAGCUACUGAUGGAGGUGAUCCAGUCAGGACUGGCACAGCUCAAAUCAAAGUAAUUGUUUCAGAUGCGAAUGACAAUGCGCCAGUAUUCAGUCAACCCCUGUAUGCAGUGAGCAUUGAAGAGAAUAUUCCUAAAGGGUCCACAAUCUGUACAGUUAGAGCUGUCGAUCUGGAUGAAGGAAUCAAUGGAGAGCUGAAAUACUCUUUCAAAAAGGUCACCAAGAGGGACUCACAAAUGUUUCUUUUAAACUCAACAACUGGCACGAUAACAGUAAUGGGGGACAUUGACUUUGAGGCAUGCUCCUUUUAUGAAUUUGAGGUGCACGCUGAGGAUUAUGGCGGACUGUUCAACAGGGCAAAGGUUGAGAUCACCGUUAAAGACCUGAAUGAUAAUGCCCCAGAGUUAACUGUAACCUUUCUCACAAGCUCCGUCAAGGAGAAUUCACCAUCUGGAACUGUUAUUGCUAUUUUAAAUGUAGAAGAUCGAGAUUCAGGAAUUAAUGGUGAAGUCACAUGUUUGAUUUCCCAAAUCCUCCCUUUUCAGCUGAAAAAAUCCACAGAUAACUUUUACAGUUUGGUAACAGCUGAGAACCUUGACAGGGAGCAGAGAGAAUCAUACAAUAUCACUGUUUCUGCAACUGAUCAUGGGACACCUCCUCUUUCUACAGCCAUGGUCAUAGCGCUUCACAUUGUAGAUACAAAUGACAACCCUCCUCACUUUUCAAAAUCAGUCUACACAUCUUAUUUCAUGGAAAAUAACCAGAGAGGAGCUUCAGUCUUUUCCCUAACAGCAAGUGAUGCAGACUGGGAUGAGAACUCUAGAAUAACUUAUUCUAUCACUGAAACAGAUAUCAAUGAUUCCUCCUACCUUUCCUCCUACCUUUCUGUUAACUCUGAGACUGGGAUUAUUUAUGCCCUGCGUUCCUUUGAUUAUGAAGAGUUCCAAGAAAUUAACUUCCUGGUCAAGGCUCAAGAUGGAGGCUCCCCACCACUUAGCUCCAGCGUCUCAGUGAUGCUCUUCAUCCUGGAUCAGAAUGACAAUGCUCCAGAAAUCUUGUACCCUUCCGUUCCCACUGAUGGCUCCACUGGAGUUGAGCUGGCCCCUCGCACCUCUGAGCCUGGCUACCUGCUGUGUGCUUCUGGGAGUGUGAAUUUCAGUGGCGUUCCAGUCUCACAAUUUGUGGGGAUCGAUGGUGUUCGAGCUUUUCUUCACUCUUAUUGCCAAGAGGUUUCUCUCACCACAGAUUCUAGGAAAAGCCAGUUCAAUUUUUCGAAGGCAAAUUAUUCUAAUACUCUGACUAAUGAUUUGACUGGUGAGGUAAAGGAUCCUAUCCUCGCUGGUGAAGAUUUUAAUUUAACCAGUGGAAAUCAGAUCGUAUUCCAGGUGAGUCAACUUUUUGUUGUUAAAUUGCCAGCCUAUAUCUCUGUAACGCCUUCGCAUGAAACCCUUAAGUAA